Messenger RNA from Macadamia integrifolia, 2794 nucleotides. RefSeq lists its product as uncharacterized. Bases 165 to 2468 code for a protein of 767 amino acids. The transcript has 17 exons. Lineage: Eukaryota; Viridiplantae; Streptophyta; Magnoliopsida; Proteales; Proteaceae. The record is from RefSeq and is a predicted model, not a curated record.
UUUUAGGUUCUCUGGAGAAGAGGCAACCGACCUUCUCGCGGAGUGCUAGUCGGAGUCGUCCUUAGCGGAGAGGGAGAUCGAGUGCCAGAGUCGUCCUAGUAAUCGAACUAGCUUCGAUUAGGGCUGCAGGGGUUAAUUGUAACAUUAACUUCUACAGAUUUUAAAUGGUGGAAUCACAGAAAGGAGCUGCUCCAAAUUCCGACUCAAAAGGGAAAAGUUCACUGCUAGAUGAAGAAUUUGGAAAGGAAUUCCUCAGUUCCUGGAAAACAAUGUCUGUGACAGAGGACGAUGGCAUGGAUUUUAGCUGUGAACCAGCCCCCAAAGGCAUGAAAAAGAACUUCAACUUUGAUAAACUGGACAUGGAUUUUGCUCUCGAUGGUGAUUUUGGGAAAUUGUCAUCCUUCAAAGUUGACAUGUCAGACCUGGAUUUCUCCAGUCCCAAAUCUACAGACAGACCUGACAAAAAAUCAAUCGAUGGAAAACGUGAAGCAAAGAAGGACCACUUCAACUUCAAUUUUGAUUUUAAAGAAUUGGAUAAUUUUGAUUUGGAUUCAAGCUUAAUGAAAGGGAAACAGAAAUCUGAAAAAUGCACAGAUGAUAAGGAAUUUGAUUCUUCAGUUAGACAUGAGAAGGAUCAAGUUUUCAGAAGCAACUUGGCCACAGAAGCCGAUGCAUUCAAAGAAGAUGAUGCCAAAAAAGCCAGUGUGAUGGCUUCAAAGUUUGAGGGUUUGACAGAUGGGGAUUUCGAUUCUAUAACUGGUGGUGCUCCAACAAAUUCAAAAUUCGAAAAUGUACAUGCAUCAGGGGGUGCAACAGCUUCUCAAGAUGAAAAUAUAAGUAACAGACGAGAGGAAUCUAACCAGCCUAGCAAACUCUCCUCAAAAUCAUAUGAUCAACAGCCUAUCCAGGAUUCAUCUGGCCAGUCUGUCUCUUUUGAUGAUCCAAGGCAAGAGACUGCUGCAGACUUACAGGCAGGAAUUUGUUCCUCAGAGACAGAAAGAGAUGCAAAUCAAGGAUUGCAGAGCGCUAAAUGUGAGACUGGAAAAAGCUUGGGGAACCAAAGUCAGGUUUCCAUGAAAAAUAUAUCUGGGGAUGAGUCAGCCCCAGGUAAUGCAGGAUUGCAGAGCACUAGAAAUGAGUUUCAGAAAAUGUUGGAGAUCCAAAAUCAUAUCCCUAUGAGAAAUAUAUCUGGGAACAAGUCAGCCCUAGGUAAUGCAGAUAUAGUGGAUGCUUCAACUACAAGCCUGUCACCGAACAUGCAGAACACAAAAGCUAGAAAAGAGAACAAUGAUUCUGUGUCACACGUUCUUCUGGCCCCAGUGCAAAGUGAACCCAAAGCUGACAAGGUCAUGCAAAUGAAAGAACAAGGAAAUGGGUGUACACAUUUGACAUUCCUGAGUAGAACCCAAGAAAAUGUUUCUCAGUCACAUCUGGCUCUUACUUCAAUGAAAAUCCAUUCUCUUGGAGAGAAAAGAAAGGAAAGUGCGCAUUUAAGUCCAACAGAUCAAAGAAGUGAUGCACAAGGUAGGAAUCCAAAGGUUGGUACUUCAAGCUCACAUGAUGCUACCCUAACUAAAGAUGUACCUGUCAUAAAGGAAAGUGAAAAGAAUGACAAAGAUCACAGUAUCUCUGGCCCUAGUUCCAAAGUUCAUGAUGCCAGCUUACCUGAGAAGGCCGCAAAAUCUAAACCUCUGAACAUCAAUCCUAAAGAUUUAGUUCCAAGCAUGAAUUACAAGAGUAUUUCAGUUGAAAGGAUGGGGCUUUCUCCUCUGAAAGUUGGUAACAAGACAUCUGAUGCAACUAGCUUAAAAUUUUCAAGGAUUGUAACAUCAAAGAAUGAUCUAUCAGUUUCUAAACUUCAGAAAGAAUUUAAGUCAUUGAGGAACUCAGAGGGAAGCAUGGAAAUGCAUCUAGAUUUGGCAAGCAUGAUGAACCAAUCUAGCGGCUCAGAGAAACAAAAACUGCCAACCCCAUCUUUGAAACGGAAAACUUUUGAGGAACCAAGUGCAAAUCCAGUGAUGUUAUACCCAUUAAAGCGAAUCACAGAGACACCAAACCAUAGCAGAAAAGCUAGGGAGGUUUCUCAACAAGUUGAUGAAAGUCUGGUGCACAAUCGUGAGAAUCUGGUAGAUUGCUGCAACAAUGAUGUUCUCUUUGACCAUCCUACCUGUAAACUUGAUACUUCUCAACAAGUCCCCAUAGUGAUGGAGAAUGAUGAAAAUGUUGAAAAAGCUGAAGCCUAUAUAAAGGAGCUUGAAGAUAAAGAGAGAUUGCAUGGGUGGUUGAUGCUGUUCCUGCAGAUACGUAACAUGCUGAAAAAGAAACAUGAAGAAGCAAAGGAAGUACUUGUUCGUGCUCUGGUGAACAACAACAAUCUGCUGAUGCUAAACCAUCCCAUCUAUGAAGAGAAGAUCAGUACGGUAAUGAGAUUUGCUGCCUCCAUGAGAUCCAAGGAGCUUCAAUCUUGAUUUGCUUAUUGAAUUGAGACACAAAGAGUUUGCAGGUACCAGUUAUAUGUGCUCACUUUCUACUAUGUUUAGAGCUGUGGAAGGCCAACUUCAUUUUCAAGAAUUGAUGCUGUAAUCUGAAAUUAGAUGUGUAAAAAUGGACCUUAGGUUGCCUUUACUUCCAUUUGCCUUUUUUCUGUAUUGUUUCAAUACUGUGAGUGCAUGAAAUUGAAAUGUACAAAUACUGAUGCUAACUCAUAUCGUUGUAGUUGAAUCUGCAAGAGAUCUGGUACUGUUAGUCAAUUACUUGGAUAAUUGUAGAUGAAUUGAAACCUUUUUUGUUUCCA